AUGAGGAAGAGGACGGUUUCCCUGAAAUACAGGGGCUCUCAUUUCUGUGGAGGGGCCAUCCUGACUGAUCGUUGGAUAAUGACCGCAGCACACUGCUUUGCAACUCUGUCAAAAGGGUUCCUCAGUGGUGUGAGAGUGGUGGUGGGAGAGUUUGACCAGAGAGUAGGAGAUGAAGAGGAGCAGGUCUUUCUCAUCAAGUCUGUUUCAGUCCAUGAGAAGUACCAUCAUGCUUUGCCUAUGACCUAUGACAUAGCUCUAAUCAAGCUGGACCAACCCAUUCAACUGGGCAGUGUCCAGCCAAUAUGUCUGCCUUUGCCUGAUGACAGCACUGCACCCACCUCAUGCAUUGUAGGUGGAUGGGGAAGGAUGAGGGAGAAGGGACGUCCUUCUGCUGUGCUGAGGGAAGUCCAGUUAGACGUGGUGGAUCCAGCAAAAUGUAGAUUUAUCCUUCAGACUGUCAAAAGUUCAAUUCUUAUCCAGAGACCAGCUUGGCCUCUGCCAGCCAUGACAGUUCUGUGUGCGGGGUCGGAGAGAGGAGGGAGAGACACCUGCCAGGGAGACUCCGGGGGUCCUCUGGUAUGUCCGAAAAGUUCAGGCAGCAGUCACUGGAUAGUGCUGGGUGUGACUUCCUGGGGGAAAGAAUGUGGUCGGAGCUGGGAAAACAACAGCAGCCGCCCACCUUCAAGAAGAGGAUCUCCAGGGGUUUUCACUGAUGUCAGGCUGCUGCUGCCCUGGAUUAAGCACAAACUGAGAGAGGGUGAGAUACUUAUUUUGUGUGUGUGUGUGUGUGUGUGUGUGUGUGUGUGUGUGUGUGUGUGUGUGUGUGUGUGUGUGUGUGUGUGUGUUACAGAUCCUUGCAGUGUGAGGGAUGGGCCUGUUAUUGACAGCCAGGGUGUAAUCAGAAACCCCACCUUACUUGGUAAUCACUAUGACAACAACCAGCUGUGUGUGUGGAGCAUCAGUGGGCUUCCAGGUCAUAGUCUUCUAUUGGAGUUUGAUUAUUUAGAUCUGGAGAAUGACACUCACUGUCGCUAUGAUCGGCUCACUGUUUCAGUUGGGACCCAUCGACCUGUUGGUGAGUUUAAAACACACACACACACAUGCCCAAGAGCCUUGGCCUCCCAGAUCUCAGUGCCCCAGUUUCAGAAAAACCCAGUCUGCCCCCUGUUCCCACUAUGUGCCUCCAGCCCCACUGUUCUGGUUGAGCACCCCCGGCCCCUUCCUGCAGAGCAAUGCUGGGCUAUAGUUCCAGAAUGGCGAUUCCAUCACAGAUUCCCCCUGGAAGCUAGGCUAACUAUUGGUCUCUCCUCCAUGGUCCAGCUAACUCCUGGUUCUCCUUUGGCAGCCCAACCUACUCCGGGUCCGGCCAAACCCUGCUCUCGGUUCUCCAUCGGCAAUCAUGUCGACCCCUGCUUCUGGUCCCCCAUCUAUGGGAUUUUCUGUGGAAGUGUUCUACCUGGCCCAGUGCUCCUGAAUAACUCCCAGAAUGCAACACUCCUCUUUUCCUCAGACAUUAACCAGGCAGGAGGUGGCUUUGUCAUUAGGCAUCGUGCUGUCCAGGGACACUCUGAUCCAGGAUGCGGGACUCUUGUUUUUCUUGAAGAUCAGGGCGCUCUCCACAGCGCAAAUUACCCACAAUUCUACAGUAAUGAAUGUGUCCAGCGUUGGAUUGUCUAUGCUCCAAAGGGCCACAUUGUGAAGCUGGACUUUGCUGAUUUUCACAUGGAGGAGUCAGACACGUGUUUGUAUGAUUCCCUCACUGUGCUGGGGGAUGUGGAGGGAUUAGACCACAUAGUGGUGCUUUGUGGAACCAAUGUUCCUCCUCCUGUACUGUCCUACAACAGCAUCAUGGUGCUUCAGUUCAAGUCAGACAGCAGCAUCACACACAGGGGCUUCAGUGCUACACUGACAUUCAUCAGUCAUACAGACAUUCAUCAUCAGGACCCAGAAGUAGCAGACAGUCAAAGAGAUGGUCUCAGAGCUCAUCAGGAUGAUUUGGCAGCUAACCAGAGACUUGAAGACGUUUGUGCAGACCCAGCUGUGCAGCAGUCCAGCAGCAGAACCCUGACCUCUAAGGGGAAUGAGGACCAGAAAACAACCAAUGAUCCCAGACUGCCUAUGGACAUGAGCCUUGAUGAUGAAGACUACAGCGGUUAUUCCUCAGGAGCCAUGUCCUAAACGGCGGGAAGAAGGCGUCUGUACUAAAGACCUUUUCAAAAGCAUAAAAAUGGCAGUACAUCGGUGUGUUAAGCUAAGAUAAGGAUGACUAUCGUAAUGAAGAUUAUGCCAAAAGGUGGAUGAAUUGAAAGACAUGUCAAUGGACAGAGACAUCCCUAUAACUUUAAUAUUAUUGCUAUUAAUUUUUUGGUUUAUCACAUUCAAAUGGUCAUAGAUACUGCUUUAUUUCUUUUAGAAAGUUAAAUAAAUUAACGGUUGACUUGUCUCCCAUGGCUGUUGCAUGAUUUUCUUAAAUAGUUUUUAUAUGUUCAUAAAAACAAUAAAAAGGCACAAAGGUAUAUUUGAGCCAAUACAUCUAUAUAGGAAGAUACAGAAGUGAAUGUGAACAUCAGUGGUGUGGGAAUAUGUAAAAAUAGGAAAACACCACAUGUGAACUGUAAAAUGAAAAGUAACAAAAAUAAAAUAACAAUAACAUGAGACAAGAAGUAACCAGCAUAGGCGAGUACAAUAGAACAACAAACAAGCAUACAGACAAGAUACACAGAAUUACAAAAAGGGGGUACAUGAAAGGAGGGUUGGGGGGUCAAGUUGCACAUUAUUUAAAAUAUUAUCAGUCAAAGCAUGUAAGGGUCAAAUG
Labrus mixtus (cuckoo wrasse) is the source of this 2815-nucleotide messenger RNA. RefSeq names its product ovochymase-2. Gene Ontology annotation, biological process: acrosome reaction; proteolysis. NCBI's taxonomy places the organism in Eukaryota, Metazoa, Chordata, Actinopteri, Labriformes, Labridae. Bases 1 to 2178 code for a protein of 725 amino acids. The record is from RefSeq and is a predicted model, not a curated record. The transcript has 15 exons. Gene Ontology annotation, molecular function: serine-type endopeptidase activity.